Messenger RNA from Sciurus carolinensis (gray squirrel), 1215 nucleotides. Its product is annotated as zinc finger protein 25-like. The record is from RefSeq and is a predicted model, not a curated record. The transcript has 6 exons. Gene Ontology annotation, molecular function: DNA-binding transcription repressor activity, RNA polymerase II-specific. NCBI's taxonomy places the organism in Eukaryota, Metazoa, Chordata, Mammalia, Rodentia, Sciuridae. The coding region runs from base 1 to 1215 and encodes 404 amino acids. Gene Ontology annotation, biological process: negative regulation of transcription by RNA polymerase II.
AUGAACACAUCCCAGGGACCGGUGGCAUUUGAGGACGUGUCUGUGGAGUUCACCCAGCGAGAGUGGCAGCUUCUGGACCCUGCGCAGAGGUGCCUGUACAGGGAUGUGAUGCUGGAGAACUACAGGCACCUGGAAUCACUGGGACACUGUGUUACCAAACCUGAGCUGAUAUGCAAGUUGGAGCAAGGAGAAGAGCCAUGGAUCUUAAAGAAGGAAUUGCCAAGUCACAGCCACAUGGAAUUAAUUAUUAGUAAUAGAAACCAUGUAAGAAAAAAGUCUGAUGAUUUCAGUGAAUAUGAGAAAACUCAUGCAGGAGAGAAGAUCUACGACUCUAAAGAGUGUGGGAAAUCCUUUCGUGAAAAAUCAUGCCACACUCAGCAUCAGAGAACUCACACCACAGAACCAAGCAAGUCUGAUGACAGGAAGAGAGCCUUCGAGAGGAAAUCACACCUCACUCAACAUCAGAGAAUGACCUUGGCAAAAAAACCUCAUGAGUGUAAGGAAAGUGGACGAGCCAUAAGUGGGAAGUCACACCUCACUGAAAAUCAGAGCAGUCACAAAGGAGAGAGAACCUAUGACUGUGGUCAGUGUGGGGAAAGCUUCUAUAAGAAAUCGAGCCUUACUCAACAUCAGAGCACACACACAGGGAAAAAGCCCUAUGAGUGUAACGAGUGUGGGAAAUCCUUCUUUGUGAAGUCCAACCUCACAGAACAUCAGAGAACUCACACAGGAGAGAAGCCGUAUGAAUGCAAUGAAUGUGGGAAAUCCUUCUGCCAGAAAUCAGCCCUCACAGUACAUCAGAGAACUCACACGGGAGAGAAGCCAUACAAAUGCAACGAAUGUGGGAAAACCUUCUGCGUGAAAUCAAACCUGACUCAACAUCAGAGGACCCACACUGGAGAGAAACCCUACAAGUGUAACGAAUGCUGGAGAUCUUUCUGUGUGAAAUCCAACCUUGUAGUGCAUCAGAGAACUCAUACAGGAGAAAAACCCUACAGAUGCCCUGAGUGUGGGAAAACCUUCUAUGAAAAGUCAGCCCUCACAAAACACCAACGAAUUCACACAGGGGAGAAACCCUAUGAAUGCAAUGAAUGCAGAAAAACCUUCAGCCAGAGGUCAGCCCUCACCAAACAUCAAAGAAAAACACACAAGAAGAAAACGCCUAUCAACACCCUCCGCGUGGAGAAACCAACAUUGGCGAACCAAACUCAUUGA